Messenger RNA from Polyodon spathula (Mississippi paddlefish), 5294 nucleotides. Its product is annotated as E3 ubiquitin-protein ligase SMURF2. Gene Ontology annotation, biological process: negative regulation of BMP signaling pathway; ubiquitin-dependent protein catabolic process. The coding region runs from base 433 to 2754 and encodes 773 amino acids. Lineage: Eukaryota; Metazoa; Chordata; Actinopteri; Acipenseriformes; Polyodontidae. The transcript has 20 exons. Gene Ontology annotation, molecular function: protein binding; ubiquitin protein ligase activity. The record is from RefSeq and is a predicted model, not a curated record.
UGUCUGGUGAUGUCAGCACUGAUCUACUUGGUAAGCAUCUCCUGGCGGAGCGUCUAGUCAGCGGGGCUGAAGGAGAAAGAGAGAGGCACAGAGGGGUCGCUGCGAAACUGCCACCGCACACAGUUCCACAAACCAUGCUUGCAACUCUGUGCGUGCACCGGAGACCCAGAACAGCUCGUCCCAUUCUCCGCGCGUUUGGGUAUUAACCCGGGAUAAUCAACCUUUACCAAAAUAAGAAGAAGAAGAACUGAAAUCCCUUUUCUACAGUCUGUGAUGGAAACGCUGUGUACAUCCGGGCCACCGCACCGCCGUGACUCCAUUACAGUGCUUACGGACUGAACUGGAGAGAAAGAGGAUAGUUUCUAUGUAGGUAUAUAUUUUGUUUGUAAAUAAUUAAAACAAAUCAGAACACACGCUGGACUGCCACGGGACAUGUCUAACCAAGGAGCGCGGAGGAAUGGACCUGUGAAGCUGCGUUUAACGGUUUUAUGUGCAAAAAACUUGGUAAAGAAAGACUUCUUUCGGCUUCCUGACCCUUUUGCUAAGGUGGUGGUGGACGGCUCUGGACAAUGCCAUUCUACAGAUACUGUGAAGAAUACCCUUGACCCCAAGUGGAACCAGCACUACGACCUGUAUAUUGGGAAGUCUGACUCUAUAACAAUAAGUGUGUGGAAUCACAAGAAGAUCCACAAGAAGCAAGGCGCCGGGUUCCUGGGCUGCAUCCGGCUCCUGUCCAAUGCAAUCAACCGCCUGAAAGACACUGGCUAUCAGAGACUAGACCUCAACAAGCUUGGGCUCAACGACAAUGACACAGUGAGAGGGCAAAUAGUAGUAAGUCUCCAAUCAAGAGAUCGGAUAGGCACGGGAGGACCGGUGGUGGACUGCAGCCGCUUGUUUGAUAAUGAUUUACCGGACGGCUGGGAGGAGCGCAGGACCGCGUCCGGACGAAUCCAGUAUCUCAACCACAUCACCCGGACCACGCAGUGGGAGAGGCCUACGCGGCCCGCCUCGGAGUACUCGAGUCCUGGGCGUCCCCUGAGCUGCCUGGUGGAUGAGAACACGCCCAUCAUGGGGAUGAACGGGGCGUCGUGCGGACAGGCCACUGACCCGCGGGCCCAGGAGAGGAGGGUACGCUCGCAGCGGCACAGGAACUACAUGAGCAGAACCCACCUGCACACCCCGCCCGACCUGCCCGAGGGAUACGAACAAAGAACGACGCAGCAGGGGCAAGUUUACUUCCUCCACACGCAGACGGGAGUCAGCACGUGGCACGACCCCCGGGUACCCAGGGAUCUUAGCAACGUGAACUGCGAGGAGCUUGGACCGCUGCCCCCUGGGUGGGAGAUCCGUAACACGGCCACAGGACGAGUCUACUUCGUGGACCACAACAACCGGACCACCCAGUUCACAGAUCCCCGCCUCUCCGCCAACCUGCACCUCGUGCUCAACAGUGCUAAGACUAAGGGGUCCCGUGGAGGCAUGGAGAGCAAAAACAAUAACAUAAGCAGGCAAAACCAGGUGAAGGAGCAGCAGCAGCAGCAGCCACCGCUGCCCGUGAUGUCCCCCAGCCAGCUCCCCGAGGAGGCGGAGUGCCUCACCGUGCCCAAGUACAAGCGUGACCUAGUGCACAAACUGAAGAUCCUGCGACAGGAGCUCUCCCAGCAGCAGCCCCAGGCAGGGCACUGCCGCAUUGAGGUCUCCCGGGAAGAGAUCUUCGAGGAGUCGUACAGGCAGGUGAUGAAGAUGAGGCCGAAGGACCUGUGGAAGAGACUGAUGGUGAAGUUCAGAGGAGAGGAAGGCCUGGAUUAUGGAGGGGUGGCCAGGGAGUGGCUGUACCUGCUGUCUCACGAGAUGCUGAAUCCGUACUACGGCCUGUUCCAGUACUCACGGGACGACAUCUACACCCUGCAGAUCAACCCAGACUCUGCUGUCAACCCGGAGCACCUGUCCUACUUCCACUUCGUGGGGCGCAUCAUGGGCAUGGCGGUGUUUCACGGGCACUACAUCGACGGGGGCUUCACCUUGCCCUUCUACAAGCAGCUGCUGGGCAAACCCAUCACGCUGGACGACAUGGAGUCUGUGGACCCGGACCUGCACAACAGCCUGGUCUGGAUCCUUGCUAACGACAUCACAGGAGUGCUGGACCACACCUUCUGCGUGGAGCACAACGCAUACGGCGAGAUCAUUCAGCACGAACUGAAACCCAACGGCGGCAGCAUCCCGGUGAGCGAGGACAGCAAGAAGGAGUACGUCAGGUUGUAUGUAAACUGGCGGUUUCUGCGGGGAAUAGAAGCUCAGUUCCUAGCUCUGCAGAAAGGGUUCAAUGAGGUGAUCCCGCAGCAUCUGCUCAAGUCAUUUGACGAGAAGGAGCUGGAGCUCAUAAUCUGCGGUCUUGGUAAGAUUGACAUCAACGACUGGAAGUGGAACACGCGGUUGAAGCACUGCACGCUGGACAGCAACAUAGUCAAGUGGUUCUGGAAAGCAGUGGAGACGUACGACGAAGAGCGCAGAGCCAGGCUGCUGCAGUUCGUCACGGGCUCGUCCAGGGUGCCUCUGCAGGGCUUCAAAGCACUACAAGGUGCCACCGGACCUCGUCUCUUCACAAUCCACCAGAUCGACGCCAGCACUAACAACCUGCCCAAAGCACACACCUGCUUUAACCGAAUCGACGUUCCUCCCUACGAGAGUUAUGAGAAGCUGUACGAGAAGCUCCUGACUGCGAUUGAAGAAACGUGCGGGUUCUUUGUAGAGUGAGGGGUUUGGAGGGGACCCUACUCUACACACCUGUCAGUCUGUGAGCCGCUCCUGGGCCAGGGGGUCUGGAGGCUGGGGGGGCUCGCACCACUCUGAGGGAGAGGGACCGUGUGAGCCAGGGAACUGGGACCCAGGAAUACUGCCUUCCUCCUUUCAAUUAUUAUUAAAAUUAUUAUUGAAUUUUUUUUUUUUUUUUUUAAAUAAAUAAUAAACUGUUGCCUGGCCUUGGCCACCAGACUCAUUUUCAGCUGCUAAAAAAUAAAAUGCCUUUUAAUAAUAUCUGCAGCAUACGGAAUGCUGACUCAUGUGUUCUAUACAUAGUGUUUCCUCUUUGUUUUCUGACAAGACUACUUACAUCUGUUCAUUUUAGUGAGGUUUUCUUUUUUGUCGCUUUUGCCCUGCUCCUCACCGCCCCACCAGUGUCGCGAUUGCGUGGCGAUUAAGAAGGACCUGGAAUCGUUCCCCUCCCGGAGCUCCUCCACCCAGCCUGGGGUCCUGCUGUGCUCCGACACACACCGCGUGCUCACUGGACAAAGUCAAAGGACUCGGUUUCUGUCAAAAGGAUUUUUUCAGUUUUUUGGGGUUUUGAGUUGUUUUUUUUUUAUAAUUGUAUCAGACAUAGGAUAAGAACCUUUUUAUCAACGCAUUUGUAAAAAAAAAAAAAAAAAAAAGCUAGAGAAUGCUUCAUUCUCUUUUUUUCUUUAAACCCCACCUCCAACUUGUUCUAACAGCUACAAACCCUGUGUGUUCUGAUUGAACAAAAUAAUGACAUGGAGGGAGGGAGAGGACAGAAUAUUUACAAAUCCACACCAGCUCUAAGGCUUUAGAGCCUGAAUCAUACUGAUAAAGAAGCGUGAAUGCAGUCUGUUGUGAUUCUGUGUUCAAGUGGGCGGAGGCGAGGUUAGUCACAACAGACUCUUGCAUGCUUUAAAACUCCUGGUAGCUGGGUUGAAACAACUUACCUGUACCCUUUAAAGAGAAUCCAUUCACACCAUCGUAUACCCUGUACUGCAUGAAACCAAUACCCUAACCUGUUUAGUUAUACAGUAUAUAAAUAAAUAUAAUCUUUUAUUUUUAUAUAUGGUUCAUCUUUCUGCCCUUUGCAGUUACACAGGGGGAGAUUAUAAAGUGCCAUGGCUACAUUGUGCAGAACAUUCUGGGUCUAAUGCUGCACUAUUUUGAUAUGGUCUGGACCCUGGAGAUGAAGCAGGAAAUGCAGUGACACAGCUGCACAGCGCCCUCUAUGGCCAGGGCUGAUAGUGCUGCAGUUAUUCAUAGUGGUGUGGCUCUCUCUGCCUGGGAUUUCUGCAGCAGACGGUUGUUUUUUAUAGUCACUCCGAACCUCUCCAGCCCUCGACUCCUUCUACUUGCUCAGGUGAAAUCAUGGCAGUCUUUUUUUUUUUUUUUUUUUUUUGGGGUGGGGGUGGGGGGGGGGGGGGGGGGGGUGCACUGCUCUUUCAGCACCUCUAUAGAUCCAGGGUCACGUUUGUCUUCGAACGUGACUCUUACCCCAGACAAACAGAACCAGAUUUGAGUUGUAAGGGGGUUCUGCAGUGAGGUCUGUAUGGAGGGAGGCAGGGGCUGCAUCCUCUUCUCCCAGUUUGCUUUGGCAACAGCUGUAAGGACACUCCUCCUUCAUGGGUUUGUGGGAAUAUUUGUUUUCUGUUGUUCUCACUGUAGACCGUCUCAUCUCUGCCAGUUUCUGUUUUGUUGAAAAGCAUUCUCGUGGUGUUUUUCCCCUUGUUUUGCUGCCUGUCUCUAACAGGCUAUGAUGGCCAUGGACUGUGUUAUAACACUUUGUUGUUUUGGGAUUUUUUUAAUGGUGUGCUUGCCUGGCUAAUUGAAUAGCCUCUGGUAAAGAGGUUUUGUUUUGUGUUUUUUUGUGGUGCUUUGUACAGAUUGCAGAUACAUGAUUCAUUUAUUUUUUUGUUUCUUCAAAACAAACAUUUUGCACGUUUACACACUUCAGUUGCUUAAAAAAAAAAAGGCAAAUGCAGUCGAAUAACCAAAUCAUUCUGUAUUGAUUCCCAUUGAAAUUGUCAUUCUCUUCCAUGUCCAGUGCACACACUAACUGAUGCUGCAUUAGCAUGGGUUUGUCCCAAGAAGAAAUCCAUCUAGCAGGAAGAGCGCGGCCCUUGCGGCUGCUGGUUUCAUCACUGCGUUUGCUUCUAACACUUGAACUGCACCCUGCAUUAACGGGCAGGUGGAACUGCUUGUCUGGAACACACUCAAUAUUUACUUCCUCACAGAAUAUUGACUUUUUCUUCUGUUUUUAGGUGUGAUUUAGAGUUGGGUUUAAGCAUCGUCUGUUUUUGGUUUUCCUGAAUUCCCAUGUCUUUUGGUUUUAUCCUGUCAUUCUUUUUGUAUUUAUUACAUCGUGUCUACAGCAUUGCCCCCCCCCCCCGCUGUAAGAACACACCUGAAAUGAAAUGGAUGCUAAAACGUGUUUCUUAUUAACUUGUAUGUACCCUGCAUAAGCUGAGCAAUAAUAAACAACAUGCUGUUUGCACCCUCACAGCAUCAAUAUGUUUAAUAGAAAA